Molecule: messenger RNA, 1527 nt
Organism: Gaeumannomyces tritici R3-111a-1
Lineage: Eukaryota; Fungi; Ascomycota; Sordariomycetes; Magnaporthales; Magnaporthaceae
Exons: 4
Coding region: 748-1461 (237 amino acids)
Source: RefSeq, a predicted model, not a curated record
CUUCACAUAUUAAUUGCAUAAAGCCCUGAUGCUAACCGACAGCGACAGGAGGAUAGGCGCCCGCGGGCUUCUCUCCGAGCACCUCCAGCUUCCCGGCCUAGGAGUCGAUGCCGACAAAAGGACGACACUGGGGAGCAGAGUUAUCGUUAGGUCUGCAGCAGCUUUACAGGCAGGAUCGCGAGAAGGACCCACUCGGUUGGGGACUUCCCCGCCUCCAUAUUCUGGGCAUUAACGGCUCGGCCCACCUCGACGCGCAUACCCCAGCCUGCAGCUUAAGUGCACCUCAGAGAUGGUGAGGCCUCGUCGUUGGAAUUGGGGUAGAGGAGCUCCCAUAUCGGAGUCCGAUAAGCGAAGUGCGAGCAAUGAAGCUAUCAACAAAUCCACACGGUUAGCAGGCAGCUCUUCUGCUUGGCUGCCGUUUGGCUGCCGCCUUCACGAUCCUGACACCUUGGCGAUAGCUACACUUUUGUGGCCUUGCAAUUAGCUCGGACAACACGGUCGUCGGUGACUGUCUGGGCGGUCGGCCUUGCGAGACUUCGCGAUGUUUCUUUGGGCUGUCGAGAAUGGGGACAGUGAUGGUCGAUUGGUUUGACUGCCUAUAAAACGAGCUGCUCAUCGCCUUUUGUCGAGAACAAGAUCUCUAUCCCUCCUCCUCACCUCACACUAGGAACGUCUGCAAGCCAUCAAGAACCACCUCCCUCAGACUACAUCACAACACAGCUCCGCCGCCGGACCUCGCAAUUCACCAUGAAGACCGCUGUGUUUGCCCUCAUCGCCACCACCCUGGCCGGCACCAGUCAGGCCCUCGUCGUCCAGCGGGCCGACGAGGCCACCCCCCUGCCCAUCGGCCCCCUGAAGUGGCGCGGUCCCGAGGGCUCCGACCUCGAGGACAUCAACACCAAGAUCGGCGCCGACCACCCCGGCCUGUCCCUCUUCGACGGCAGCAUGAACUUCACCUCUGCCUCCAGCACCCUCGGCGCCGUGCCCAAUGAAGGUGAUAAGUUCGUCAACAUCGACGCCGAGCUCGAGGCCCGAGCCAGCCUCGAGGCGCGCAACGACCGCUACAGCACGAACUGCAACCAGCACCGCUACGGCGGCGUGGCCGUGUGGGACAUCGACAGCGGGAUCCGCCACCUGCGCUCCGUGUCGCGCUGCCUCGUCAACGCGCGCCAGUGCGUGCGCACCACGUGCAACAGCUACUCGGCCAUCGUGUUCUGCAACGAUAACCACUACGACAUCGACAUGGCGUGCAGCCACAUUGCAAACAUGGCCAGCGACGGCGUCAGGGACUGCCACUGGGAGAUCUACAACCCGCUCAUUGGUGGGGUGCAGCGGUUCAACCACGACAAGGCGUACAAUGUUAUUCUGGGCAACUGUGGCAACUUUAGCCCGGUGGGCAGCCUGUCUAAAGUCUACUCGGCAUCAAGCUGGUCAUCGAUGGCUAGGGGAAAGGAUUUGUAAUAAAAAGGUGCAGUCUACGUAGGCUAAGCGAGGUACAGCUAAAUAUACAGAAAACAAGUGUUGCGC